GGUAAUGGCAGUGGUGGCGGUGAUGGUGGUGGUGGUGGUGGUGGCGAUGGUGGCGGUGGUGGUAGUGGUGAUGGUAGUAGUGGCAAUGGUAGUGGCAGUGGAGUUGGUGAUGCUGCUGCUGCUACUGCUGGGCCAUCUCCAACUCUCUCACCCCCUACAAUUUCCAGCCCUCCUAAUUUGCAACCUGGUGCACCUACUUCUCCACAGAACAGUCACUCUUCCUCAUCAUUAUCACCUAGCAAUAGAGACAGUAGCCCUAGCAGCAAUCCCAAAGUCAUGUACUCUAUGCCAUCAAUGUAUUCCUCAGUAGGAGCAUCUAUGCCAAUGGGAUUAAACAACAACCAACAUCAGCUACUCAACAGCUUCUUCAACCAGGAUUUCUACUCUGGCCAGUCUCAGUCAGGAGCCACAUGUUCUUCCACUUCCUCUAUGCUUGGUUUACCAACAAGCAUGAUCUAUCCAUCUGAACACUACACUAAAUGUUAUCGUCGGAGUUUCAAUGAACGGAAGCCUUAUAAAUGUGAAGUUUGUCGGAAAGGUUUCUCACGAAGAGUAAACCUAAACAAUCACGAAAAAGCCCCAACAGGGGAAAAGCACUUUUACUGUGAAUAUUGUAAAAAAGCAUUUGCACAGAGGGCUCACUUAAAAACUCAUGAAUUAACCCAUACUGGAAUUAAACCUUACACCUGUUCAUAUUGUGGCAAGAUGUUUGCACAGAGAGCCAACUUUGAUAACCAUCGGAGAAUACACACAGGAGAAAAACCAUAUCACUGUAAUUUCUGUGAGAAGUCUUUCUCACAGCAAACCAACCUAGACAACCAUGAACGAACACACACAGGAUUGAAACCUUACCGCUGUGAAUUCUGCUCCAAAUCUUUUUCUCAACGUACUAACUUAGAUAACCACAAACGUAUCCAUACCGGUGAUUUGUUUCGUUGCUCAUUUUGUUCAAAACCUUUUACACAACAGAUAAAUCUACGUAACCAUGAACGCAUUCAUACCGGCGAGCGACCAUAUGCAUGUUCUUACUGCCCCAAAGCAUUCUGCCAACAAACAGAACUUAAGAACCAUGAACGCACACACACAGGAGAGAAACCAUUUAUCUGCUCUAUUUGUAUGAAAGCAUUUAGUCAGCAAGGUAAUCUGAAAAUACAUAUGCGAAUACACACAGGAGAAAAGCCAUUUGUGUGUGAUAUCUGCUCCAAAGCAUUUAGCCAGCGUACUAAUCUGGACAAUCAUAGACGUAUUCACACAGGAGAUAUGUUUAGAUGUAGCUUCUGCUCAAAAGAGUUCAGCCAACGUGUUAACUUGCGUAAUCAUGAACGCAUACACACAGGAGAGAAGCCAUUUAAUUGCUCUGUUUGUUCAAAGUCAUUUAGCCAACAGGGAAAUCUCAAGAACCACUUGAGGACGCACUCUGGUGAGAAACCUUACAGCUGUGAACUGUGUGGGAAAUGUUUUGCUCAGCGGACCACAUUAGAUAAUCAUUUACGAAGUCAUGCCCUUGCUGCAGCAAAGCAACAAGCUGCUAGAGCUGUUCCAAACAAUUCACUUGUAACAAAUACUACCAAUCCUAUCAACAACAACAACAGCAGUAGUAGUGGUGGUGUUGGGGUUGGGGUUGGGGUUGGUGUUGGUGUUGGUACCAAUAAUGCCAGUAAUAACAACAACAGUAGUAAUACCACCAACCACAGUCGUUCUAAUGCAAACCAUCCCCAUAGCAACCAUGGUCCUCCAGAUAACCAAGCUUUUAACAAGUCCUUCAACUGUGAUAUCAUUGUUCCAACACCUCCUAUAUCUAACCGGGGUCUGUCUGGGAUGGGCGAAAACUCCAACUACAACCACAGCACAGGGGGAAAUCAUAAUAAAAACAGCCUUAAGAGUUCCGACACCAACCAAUCACAACCAUUGAGCCAUCCUCAUCACCAAUACUCCUCUCCCCACUUCCUCUCACACUCCACACACCCACUGCGUUCACAUAUAGACGAUGACCGCAAUCUGCGGGAGUCACAAACAGGGGGAUUCCGGCUGCAGCCACCUGCUGUGUCCUCCUCGUGGCUAAACUCUGCCUACUUGCAGGAGAUGCCUGCAAGCUGGGAAAGUAACUACUUGUGGUCAAGAGGUUUUCCUAUUGCCCCAAUAUCAUCCAGUGGAUGGAAUAAUGUCACAGCUGGCCUCUCAUGUGGGAGAAAACUGAACAGAUCCAGAGAUCUUUGCUGAUCCAUGUCAUCCAUUGUGAAGUGUCCAUGUUAGAGAUGGUGAUGGUAUCUAACAGAUUUUUGUGGCAUUUGUCAACCCUUGUCUUAUUUUCAUACACAUGCAUACACAUCUACUUACAAAUACAUGCAUGUAUAAAUAUAUAUUCAUUCAUACUCACUCACAUGCAUGUAUGUAAAUAUACAUAGACACACAUAUCAGUACAUACACACAUCCACACAUGUACAAUCAAUGCAUACAUACAUUAGAACAUAUACUUAUUGAUUCAUCCACACUGAUCAGUACACUAUAUACACACGCAUAUGCACGCACGCACACAUACACACACACACACACAUAUUCAUUCACAUGCUCCAAUACACACAUAUUAUAUACAUUUAUUUUAUGAGUGCAUUUGUCUUGCAAUAUGUAUACAUACACACAAGUAUGCACUUAGUGAUGUUUUGAGCUGUCCAUUCUUAUUUGUUUAACAUAUAUAUAUGUAUGUGUGUGUGUGCGUGUAUGUAUGUAUGUAUGUAUGUAUGUACAGCACUCACACUCUUCAAGACCUUCACUCUUUCUCUCUCUCCUGCCACCUGGACCACCAGUAACUAACCCUUCCAAUUAGAUGUUCAGCCCUCCAUUGUUGGUUGCAACAUACCUGUAUCAUCACAGAUCUGUGAAGUCCUUCUUUUAGGCAGUCUACCAUGCUGUUGGGAGUUAGGAACUUGUAGCUCAAUACCAGCACUACAUAGUGCAAUCUUCUAAUUACCUGGGUAAUACUGUAUGUCAUUUGAAGAACCUGUUUCAUGGAAUUAUUUCGAUGCCUGUCUUAUAAUGGUAUCCCUAUGACAGGCUGCAAACCCAGCAUUUCAAAAACUUCAUGUCUGCUUUUAUCUUCAUAAGUUUAGGUUCACAUUUCUGAGGUGUAAGUUGCAAUUGAUAAAAAGUAUAUAUGCAUAUAUAUAUAAAUGGGGGGGGGGGAGAGAAAGAGAGAGAGUUUGUAUUUAUCCAUUUGUUUAACAUCCAUUUCUCCAUACUAGCAUGAGCUGGACAAAUACAUACAACUGAGGCAUUUUUUCAUCAGUAGAUGCCAUUCCUAUCACUAUUCUUUAUCAGUUUUGAAGCAAGGGAUUUUUUAUUCCACACAUCUUUGAAAGGAAAGAGCUAGCAAAUGAUUUGUUGACUGGGAGUGCCAAGAAAACACCAUUUUUGGCUCAAAAUUUUUCAUGUGAAAGAAGGAAUCCAAGCAUUCACACUGACAUAAACACACACAUUUCAAACAUGUGGGUAUGUGUAUGUGAAUGUAUGUAUAUGCAUAUAAAUACAUACAUACAUACAUACAUAUAUAACAAUAUAGCUACCAUUUACCAAUUUCACUCUUAGGGCAUUGAUUGGCCUGAGGCUACUGUAGAAGUUACUUGCCCUAAUUUGGUAUGCAUUAAGAUAGAAAUCAAGAAUACAUAGUAACAAAGUGAACCCUCUAUUCACUGAUGAAUGUUGUCUCUGAUGAGUUCAUCAGCAAUGUAACAGCACUAGCCCUGUAAGAGUUUUGUUUUUAAAUAUAUUAUAUAUAUAAACGUGUGUGUGUAUAUAUAUAUAUAUAUAUAUAUAUAUUACUCACCCACCCCUCACACACACAUAUUCUCUCACACAAACACACAUAUGUUCAUGUACACACAACUUACAUCUCUGAAACCUGAAUGUGUGUAGAUAUAUUUAAAUAUUUCACUAUUGUAAAUAACAUGAUAUUGGUCAGUUGCUGCUUCAGCACCAAUUCUAAUUACUCAACAACAAACAUAGACCAAUUCCUAACAAACUGUCACAUUAGUUGGGGCCUGAUCUCAGCUAAUAUUUAGAAGUGUUUAGAUCAUUCAUAAUUAUGAAAUAGAUAUUAUGGGUAACUCUUAGACUGUGGAUUCACAGAUGAAAUGAUUUGCAGUAUUUAGUUCCAUUUCUUUACAUUCUGUAUUCAAAUAACACCAUCCUUCUGGGGCCAAUAUUAUUAAAAUACUAGCCUAUUAUUAGAGUCCAGUAUUAUUGACUUUACCCCUCCCCUGCAAAUUUGAGGUCUUAGAAAUCAUAAUCAUUAUUAUCUUUCAUUUUUUCCUUAUUUCAGUCAUUGAACUGUGACCAUGCUGGGGCACUGCCUUGAAGAGUUUUAGCAAAUUGAUCCAAGUACUUAAUGAUUUUCCCCAUAAGUCUGGUAGUUAUUCUAUCAGUCUCAUUUUUGCUAAAUAGCUAAGUUACAGGAACAUAAAUAUAUCAACAGCAGUUGUCAAGCAGUGUGUAAGAUGAGAAACACAGACAC
Octopus bimaculoides (California two-spot octopus) is the source of this 4507-nucleotide messenger RNA. RefSeq lists its product as uncharacterized. Gene Ontology annotation, cellular component: nucleus. Lineage: Eukaryota; Metazoa; Mollusca; Cephalopoda; Octopoda; Octopodidae. Gene Ontology annotation, molecular function: RNA polymerase II cis-regulatory region sequence-specific DNA binding; DNA-binding transcription activator activity, RNA polymerase II-specific. The record is from RefSeq and is a predicted model, not a curated record. Gene Ontology annotation, biological process: regulation of transcription by RNA polymerase II.